GCUUCCUGAGUAGGAACCCAGAAUGAAUACCACCUCUCCUGAAUUAGUGAACUUUCAUCAGACACCUGCUCAAGGGACAUUUGGUGUCAUCGCUCCUAAGGACAUGGCUGAAAUCUUAGACCCUUCUGAUCCAUCUGUAUAUGAAGUAGACUAUGUUGCUGGCUAUGAAGGCAUAACGUUUCUAGAUGUAGAAAGAAAAUGUUUCCUUCCGCCGCCUGAUUUGCUUCUUGACUGUGGAAGCGAACCACAUCCAGCUCAGAUGAACUGGAAUAUUCCAACCAUUGCAGAGGAUGAUGCCAAAGAAGCAUUUAUCCAGUACGUGACAAGGAAACGUUGCUACAACAAAACCCCUGCCAGAGAAAUGGUGAUUACUGACCUACAACCAUUGAAUACCUAUAGAUAUCGCUUUGAGACCUUCACUGAAUCAAGAUCAGCAUCAUGGAAAUCAGAACCAUACUGGGGUGAGGUGAUAGAUUCUCCUCAGAAUGGUGCAGCUCCUUUGCCUUGGGCUAUAAGAGUAGAUGUUCCUGACAUGUUCAAAAACAAGACUGUGGCAAUCAAAGUACCUCACACAUCAUCUGUAACGGGAUGCCCAGUGUGCCAAUGUUCAGGUAGAAAAACAUGCACCUUGUGUUGGGGCCAGAAAACGGUCCCAUGCCUUGUGUGUCCUCGAAGAAGAUAUAAUCUCUUUACUAAUCAGACAUGCACCCUCUGUGCUGGACGUCGAAUCAUCAACUGUGAAAUAUGUCAUGGUCAGGGAACAACAGCAUGCCGUAAUUGUGGAGGAAAAGCACAGCUACUGUCAUACAUUGAGGUGCAAGUUGAAUGGAAGAAUAAUGUUUUUGAAUAUGCAGCAAAUCAAAGAUCUGGAUUUCCUACUGAACUUUUUCAGGGAGUUAAUGGAAAUACACUGUUUGUUAAUGAGCAAAAUAUGGUCUAUCCAGUUUUGGGUUUUCCUGAGAGUGCCAUCAAUCAAGUCUCCCGUACUGCUAUUGAACAACAUCAAACACAAUUUGCAUCCACAACUCGGAUAUUGAGGCAGAGGCAAACAAUUGAGCUGGUAUUUAUUUCCAAAGUCGAAUAUGAGUGGAAUGGGAAAUCCUACUCGUAUUAUGUUUAUGGAAAUGAACACAAAGUGUAUGCUGAUGAUUAUCCUAGAAAGUGUUGUUAUAACUUUCCUAUCCCAAUUCCUUAACAGUACACACAUACAGGGAUGGCCUUUGGAAUAGUCUGAAAUAAAUAUAGCAAUAUUGGAAUAGCUAGCAUUUUCAGAGCAAUAAUUUAUGUCAACAUAAAUUCCAGUGACUAUUU
Molecule: messenger RNA, 1311 nt
Organism: Sceloporus undulatus (fence lizard)
Lineage: Eukaryota; Metazoa; Chordata; Lepidosauria; Squamata; Phrynosomatidae
Product: protein SSUH2 homolog
Exons: 13
Coding region: 23-1195 (390 amino acids)
Source: RefSeq, a predicted model, not a curated record